Lemur catta (Ring-tailed lemur) is the source of this 1928-nucleotide messenger RNA. It is a transcript of the gene MTARC2, whose product is annotated as mitochondrial amidoxime reducing component 2. Gene Ontology annotation, biological process: nitrate metabolic process. The record is from RefSeq and is a predicted model, not a curated record. Gene Ontology annotation, cellular component: mitochondrial inner membrane. Gene Ontology annotation, molecular function: molybdopterin cofactor binding; molybdenum ion binding; pyridoxal phosphate binding. The transcript has 8 exons. The coding region runs from base 1 to 1008 and encodes 335 amino acids. NCBI's taxonomy places the organism in Eukaryota, Metazoa, Chordata, Mammalia, Primates, Lemuridae.
AUGGGCAACGCCGGCUCCUCGGCGCUGGCCCGCCUGGGCCUCCCCGCGCAGCCGCGGCCGGGGUGGCUCGGGCUCGCCGCGCUGGGUCUGGCCGCGGUGGCGCUGGGGGCCGUGGCCUGGCGCCGUGGGCGGCCCAGGCGGCGCCGGCGGCUGCAGCAGGUGGGCACCGUGGCGAAGCUCUGGAUCUACCCGGUCAAGUCCUGCAAGGGGGUGCCGGUGAGCACGGCGGAGUGCACGGCCAUGGGGCUGCGCAGCGGCCACCUGCGGGACAGGUUUUGGCUGGUGAUUAAGGAGGAUGGACACAUGGUCACAGCCCGGCAGGAGCCGCGCCUCGUGCUGGUCUCCAUCUCCUAUGAGAACAACCGCCUGGUGCUCAGGGCUCCGGGCGUGGACCAGCUGGUUUUGCCGAGCAAGCUGCCUCCCUCAAACCCCGUCCACGACUGCAGGGUAUUUGGUCUUGACAUCAAAGGCAGAGACUGUGGUGAUGAGGCAGCUCAGUGGUUCACCAACUUCUUGAAAACAGAAGCCUUCAGGUUGGUCCAGUUUGAAACGAGCAUGAAGGGAAGAACAUCGAGGAAACUCCUCUCCCCUGCUGUGCAGAAUUACCAGGUGGCCUACCCAGACUACAGCCCAAUCCUGAUCCUCUCGGAAGCCUCGCUGGCAGAUUUGAAUACCAGGAUGGGGAAGAAAGUGAAAAUGGAGCAUUUUAGGCCAAACAUCGUGGUGACAGGCUGUGAUGCUUUUGAGGAGGAUACCUGGGAUGAACUGCUGAUUGGUAGUGUGGAGAUGAAAAAGAUAAUGGCUUGUCCCAGGUGCAUUUUCACCACGGUGGACCCAAAUACUGGCGUCAUGGACAGGAAGGAGCCACUGGAAACCCUGAAGAGCUACCGCCUGUGUGAUCCUUCUGAGAAGUCAUUAUACAAGUCGUCCCCGCUUUUUGGGAUCUAUUAUUCAGUGGAAAAAAUUGGAAACCUGAGAGUUGGUGACCCCGUGUAUCGGAUAGUGUAAUGAUGGACCCAUUGGAGCAAGAUGGUAAAUGGUUUCAUCAUCCAAGAGGCAUUGAUGAUGAUUUUAACAACAGCAGUAACAAUACGUCAGCAAAUCAUUAUUAUCCAGCCUUUAACCACCUUCAUCCUGGAAAUGAAUCUCUAUUUUUGACUUUUUAGAGUUGUGUAUGCUCUGGGCUAAUGCAAGGAAAACGUUAGAGGUGAUUUGAGAAUAUGAAGGUAUAUAAAUUUUAGGUACUGAAGAAGGCUUUUCAAAUAAAUAAAUUUGUCUAUAAAAUCAUUUUGAAUGUUACUGUGGCUCUUACACCUUUCCAAUACCUGACUUCACUAUUGAUGAACAAGAAAAUUUAAUGAAUCAACUAAAAAAGCUGCAAAACAUUUUUAAAAUUUUGCUACCUAUCAUUCUAUGUUUUGGCAGAAGUGGGAACCAACAGUGUAUUGUUUCCUGGUGUGCCUUUACAUGUUAACACACUUAUAAAUGCCUAGUAGUUGGUCUUUGCAUGGCUAUCGAGGCUUCUCGACUUUCCAGUUGUGUUUCUUACCUUACUAUUAAGGAAUCAGGGUUGUACUUGAGUAUGGAAAUUAUUUCAUAGCACUUGUUUUUUAUAUUCUAUUACACCUUUAUUAAGCCGUAUAAAAGUAGUUUGUUUGUGUGUAACUGCUGGAUACACCACCUGCAAUUCCAAGUAAGAUAAAGACAGUGGAAUUUAAAAGAGGAUGGAAUGUUGAGAGUGAGAGUGGGAAGAAGAAAGUGUGAAUAUAUUUUUUAGACGCAAAUUAUUUUUUUGUAACAAAGAGAAAUGAACUAUUUGGUCUGACGAAGCAAAAAAAUACUCACUGAAGUAAUUAAUAUAUGAAUGAAUGAAUUAACCCGCUUAUAAUUUUGUGGUUUCUUUAUUAUUAAUAAAUGUGACUAUCAAA